This is a messenger RNA of Colletotrichum godetiae, 1220 nucleotides long. RefSeq lists its product as uncharacterized. Bases 251 to 865 code for a protein of 204 amino acids. NCBI's taxonomy places the organism in Eukaryota, Fungi, Ascomycota, Sordariomycetes, Glomerellales, Glomerellaceae. The transcript has a single exon. The record is from RefSeq and is a predicted model, not a curated record.
UCAGAGAACCAAUUGAGUGAGCGGGAGUGAGAGUACUGGAAGUAUAAGAGGCAGCAAUGCCCACCCUUGGGGGAAAAAUGAACUGGUUCUUUUCGUUUCCCUUUUACCAAAAGGGCACUGUCGGUCGUGAAAGCUGGAGUCUUUCGCUUUUCUUUUGUUUGCUCUUGCCCGAGGCAAUGGGUGGGACACCGUAACGAGUGGAACGCUGAGCAGGGAGUGCUACAGUUGGACGGAGGAGACGACGACAAACAUGAGGCAGGAGGCCGGUGUUCUUGGGAAUGCGUCAGAUGCUGUGGGCAUCGCUCUUCUCUUGAAGCACGGAGUGAUUGAGCCGCGAGGCUUUACGACAGAGUCGACGGACGGGAGUCGGUGUACGGCAGACCAUUGGACGGGCUGCUACCGCGCAGGAUGCGACACACAUCAGGGCGACAAGGAGGAGCACCGCUACUACCCCACGCGGAAGUGGGCAAAGGCCAUUGAGCCUGAGCAGCUGGUCCCUUUUCUCGAUGCGUGCCCGGAGAGGCAGCAGCCCUGCGAAGGGCGGGGUGGAAUCGAUGCAGGCGUCGUCGUGGCACGUCAGUCAUCCCUGGAGGAUGCCCACUUUGUAGGUGUUGUGGAACAGGUUGUCGUACGCGAGAGCGGGUUCGGUGGCAACCAGGUCCCGGAGGGACAGGGCGGGGGACGCCUCAUCCUGUGUGAACAGUUGGUGUUUGACGGAGUCAGUUGUGUUUUGCUGGCACGCUCAGUGCACUACAGCCUGGGGCUGGUCUCCGUGGAAGGCGCGGGGUUGAGUGGUGUCACUCUCUCUGGGAAGAAGUAUGCGGUGGAGCAUAGCCGCAACGUGGCUGACGGAAGUCUGGUCUAGGAAAGCACUAGUGAGCCCGAACAGAGAGAGGGAGCGUGAGCGGCACGACGGAGUCGAUUCUGUUUUGGUUUUGGUCAAACGUGGAGUUUGUCGGCAGAGUAGCCAAGGGCGGCUUCUCGAUGGAAUCGGAAAAGUGUAGUUGGUCGGGAAGACCUGGCCGGAGGGGAGCCGACGGCAAGGAGUAAGUGGGAUGGAAUACCCACCAUGUAAUGAAUAUGUGAAUGUGAUAGAUUAAAUGAACCAAUCGAUGGUGUCGCCCCUUGAUCGGUGUUGAUGUGACCAUAUUUUUCUCCGACCUCUUGUAUGCUAAAGCACAAACGAUGUCUCCCUCUAUUCUUUAAGAACGUUAUCGCCC